AUGUCUGUCGGCUCCGAGCUGACUCGAAGCUAUACAGCCGGCGCAGAAGGCUACACCACAGAGACAAUUGCGCCCGCCGUCUCCCGACUGCCCAGUGCUCAGAAUCCGCCAGACUACGAAGUCUCCUGGGAAGCAGACGAUCAUGAAAACCCCCGUCUCUGGCCACUAUGGUACAAGGGCCUCAGUAUUGUGACGAUAAGCCUGGGCGCGACCGUAGUCAGUCUCUUCAGCACGGUCUACACCUCCGGAAUCCCAGGCCUGGAGGAGGAAUUCCACAUCUCCAAAAUCGUCGGCCUCUUAGGCGUCUUCACCUAUCUUCUCGGUAUGGCCAUGGGGACUUUUGUAUCCGCGCCCCUCAGCGAAGUGCUCGGUCGACGACCGGUCUACCUGGUGUCCAUGGGGGUUUUCCUCAUCCUGGUUCUCCCAAGCGCACUGGCAACUAACAUAGAGGCGAUCCUGAUCAGCAGGUUCUUUGGAGGCCUGUUUGGCAGUACAAUCAUGGGCAAUUCCCCAGCUUCGGUGAACGAUAUUGUCUCCGAUACACAUCGCGCGGCGGCGUUUGGGGUUUGGUCUAUUGGGCCGGCAAACGGGCCUGUAUAUGGACCCAUAAUCGGGGGCUUCGUGUUCGAAUACCUGGGCUGGAGAUGGACGAACUGGAUCGUCCUCAUCAUAGGCGGUGCCAUUUUCGUCUUAAUGUGCCUUAUAAAGGAAACCUACGAGCCCGUCAUCCUCCGACACCGUGCAGCGAAACUCCGCAAAGAAACAGGAAACCCGAAGUGGUGGACCCGAUACGAUGAUGGAGAGACGCUGAAGACCCGACUUCGAGUCGGCCUCAGCCGGCCGCUUGUCAUGCUGGUCACUGAACCAAUCUGUAUGUUCUGGGACACCUACGUCGCGAUCGUCUACGGCGUGCUAUACCUCUGCUUCGUGGCCUACCCCAUCGCAUUCCAGACCCAGCGCGGCUGGUCCCCAGGAAUCGGGGGCCUCUCAUUCAUCGGAAUUGGAGUGGGCGUGCUCAUAACAAUAGCCAGCGAGCCACUUCUCCGCAAAGUCAUCAACAACCACCGCAGGGACCCCAAGACCGGCCAGGUUCCCCCUGAAGCAAUGGCCAGCAUUGUGACCCUUGGCGCGAUCCUGCUCGCCGUCGGCCAGCUUUGGUUCGCGUGGACCUGCACUCCAAAUGUGCACUGGGCUGUGCCGAUUCUAGCUGGCCUGCCGUUUGGUGCGGGGAAUGCUUGCGUCUUUAUCUAUGCAAAUAACUACAUGGCGCGGUCGUAUGGGAUUUAUACGGCCUCGGCGCUGGCGGGGAAUAUGUUUGCUCGGAGUGUUAUGGGCGCUUGUCUCCCGCUUGCUGGACCGUCUAUGUAUGCGGCGUUGGGGCUGAACUGGGGAGGGACACUGUUGGGACUUGUUGAGGCGGUUUGUGUUUUGAUUCCGGUUGUUUUCUAUUUGUAUGGGCAUAGGAUUCGGAAGGCUAGUCCUAUAAUUCAGGAGAUGGAGAGGAUGCGAGCACAUAUUUGA
Aspergillus versicolor CBS 583.65 is the source of this 1521-nucleotide messenger RNA. RefSeq names its product MFS transporter. NCBI's taxonomy places the organism in Eukaryota, Fungi, Ascomycota, Eurotiomycetes, Eurotiales, Aspergillaceae. The transcript is spliced from 2 exons. Gene Ontology annotation, cellular component: membrane. Gene Ontology annotation, molecular function: transmembrane transporter activity. Gene Ontology annotation, biological process: transmembrane transport. The record is from RefSeq and is a predicted model, not a curated record. Bases 1 to 1521 code for a protein of 506 amino acids.